AUGCACGACAGAAGAUCCUUUCCUUGUGCGGUCGUCGUUGACGACCGGAUGUUUUGUAUCGGUGGUUAUGAUGGCAACGACACAUUACGUACAGGAAAGGUCUACGACUUCGAAUCCAAUCAAUGGACGCCAAUCCCUACGAUGACCGUGGCGAGAUCAAACGCGGGCGCUGCUGUCCAUAACAAGAAGAUCUGCAUCGUAGGAGGAUGGGACGGAGUAAGCUUAGCUUCCGCCGAGGUAUACGAUGUCGUCAUCGGAGAAUGGAAACGAAUUGAGAAUCUCCCCCGACCCACGACCGGAGUCCGAUGUUGCUUCAUCAGCCUUCAGAAUCAAAACGACGACCUCAAACCGUUACGACAAAAGAACUCCAAAGGCCAUCUGUGCAGUAUUAUGUAA
Molecule: messenger RNA, 396 nt
Organism: Paramuricea clavata
Lineage: Eukaryota; Metazoa; Cnidaria; Anthozoa; Malacalcyonacea; Plexauridae
Source: the annotation of a GenBank genome assembly